UAUUUUUUAAUUUAUUAAUAAAACAUGGCGCGUCUAACCUACGUCUAUAGAAUGGAGGACAUGAGUUAUGUGAACGUCGGCCGGAGACAAUUGCCCGUCAGUGCUGGUGAUGAUAAUUUAAUGAUGUUAAUGGAUUUAAAUAGCAAAGGCUUGUGCAUCGAUAGUCCACACAUUCGUGGCAAAGAACUCGAAGAGUUUACCCGCAAAUUUAAUUUACUAACCACGGAUGAAUUACAUACAUCAUUGGAGAUUAGCAGCAAAACCUUCGUAUCCGUUCUAAAUCAAUGCGUACAGUGUGUCGGUUGUCGACGCCUUGUCGAACGCCUCUUCUAUCAACUAUCAAUGUCCGGCCAUCCCACGCUGGAUCCCCUGGUACUGAAAAAUUCCUGUGUCCUUAGUAUAGCCGAAGAGAAAAUGAAAACACCACAGGCGCUGGGUACACUCCUCUAUCGUCAUCAUGAAAUUCUAAAUAACCUGCUGGAAAGUAAAUUAAGGAAUAAAACCCGAUGUGUGCUGCACUCGUUGGAUGCAUUCCGUUCGAAACCAUUUUCGGAAACGUGGCGUGAAGUCUGGUCCUCGAUGAAACACAAUUGUCGUGAUGAGUUGGCCGUGAUUGAGACAAAAGAACUGCAUGAAGUGUUGGAGAAUUAUCUCAAGAAACAUAAAUUCUGUAAUGGCUGUCGUACGAAGAUCGAAAAGGCCUAUAAAAUCUUAGUGGGUGAGACGACAACGAAAGAGAAAGGCUAUGUCGCCGCACUUUAUGCGAAUAUCAAAAAGUGUCACCCCGACAAGCAUAUACAUGUUUUCACGAAUAAAAUCGACUUUCUCGACGCUCUUAUAAGGCGCGCCGAACCCGAAGUCAACGGAAGCUACUCUAAAUUGAGAGAGCGUCAUGCGAAAACAUUAGAAAUUGCCCAGGAAGAGGUGCUCACCUGUGUCGGUAUGAUUAUGUACGAACGCUUGCGACGUGUCUACGUCAGUUUACGCGAAGAGGAACGUGCCUGUCAAGUUUUAGCGGCGGUUGGUGUUCACGCCCUGUGUCAAAGUUUCGAUAUGUCCGUGGAAAAGAAACAGGGUAUUAGCAAUUUAGAAUUGCUCUACCAGGAGAUAAGUCGGGCCGAAAAGGCCAAGGAACAUAAGCGGGAGCAGAAGAAAUUGAAAAAGAAGAAGAAGAAGAAUGAAAAGAAAAAUUCCCGUGUCUGCGAACGUAAAGAAGUCAAUGGUGGCGAAGAAGAGGAAGACGGAGAGGAGCAUCAUCAUCAUGGCAGUGAGGAUGAAGACUUGCAUGAACAUCGCGGCUCCAAGACGGGAGGUUCUUUAACAUCGGCCAACGAAGAUGAAGCCUUGGGCAUCGAUGAAGGUGACGACGAUGAGGAGGAAGAUGACGAUGCGGAGACGGGGAAGAAACGAAACCAUGUGUUAGCUGCUGGUCAGAAAUCGAAAGAGUUGGAAGAGGAUGCAGGUGUGGAGUGUGAUAAUCUGGAAGAAAAUCACGACGACGACGAUGCGGAUGAUGUUAGUGGACAUCAUCAUAAAGCGCAUUCAGCAACAACAACAAUCCAAAACUCAGUUCAGCCAAAUACUCAGUCGCAGCAGCAGCAUAGCGGCGCUAAUAGUAACAAGAAAAAGGAGAAAUCUCAAAAAUCCGAUUUAUUGGGUAUUUCUUCGAAUGGUGGUGGUGAUGGUGGUAAUCAACAGCAGCCGGUGUUUGCUGUUAAAAACAACAACACCUCCUCUGAUCGUAUUACCAACACAUCGUCUACUAAUGCCACACUAACAACAACUACAGUUAAGUGCAACGAUUGCCAUGCACCAACAUCGGAAUGUCCUUGCGAAAGUGAUAUUAAAGAUUCUGGCUAUGGCAGUGAACCCUUGUCGCAUGGCAAUUCACGUACCUCAAGUGUUGUCUCAUCGCCCGAAGAUACAUCGGAAGGUUCUGAGGUAUCAUGUUCGGAUGGUUUUUGUAAUCAUGAACAUGAACGUAGCAACAAAAAUGUGGUAGAUGACCCACACAAAUGUCAUUUGUCGUCGAUUGCUGCUGAUAGCCACGAUAUACAUUACAAAAAUCGUGAUCACUGUCACGACGAUGAUAAUUAUCAUCAUAAAUCGUUUGAUUAUAGCUUUGGUUCGGAUUCCUGUAAAUUCUUUCCAGAGGAUCAUUUCAAUACGUUGAGUCUGCAACAAAUGUUGGACGACUUCGAUGGCGACGAUGAAGCUGAAGAGAACUGUUACAUUCCCCAUGAAGUGGUCUUAGAGUAUCAGUGCCAACGUGAAAAGGUUCAACAACAGCGUUUGCAAUUGCGCGAGACAUUGCGUGAAAAUUUUGCACGUUUGUGCAUGCAACAGGGACGUUCGAUGACCGCCUCCCCAUUUUCUAUGUCUAAUAAUAAGUUGUAAAACAAACAAACAAAAUAAUGUCAA
Musca vetustissima is the source of this 2421-nucleotide messenger RNA. Its product is annotated as gametogenetin-binding protein 2-like. The transcript is spliced from 6 exons. Bases 25 to 2397 code for a protein of 790 amino acids. Lineage: Eukaryota; Metazoa; Arthropoda; Insecta; Diptera; Muscidae. Gene Ontology annotation, cellular component: nucleus; cytoplasm. The record is from RefSeq and is a predicted model, not a curated record.